CACACACUCUUGCCAUUACCAUGGCUGUUGAUGAUUUCUACACUAUCAAUAUUGAUGGCGCCAUCACUAGUGUUCCAUACACGCCAUCUGGCUGGCAAAGCGUCAAGACUUACACCAAGACUGUUUUUGGUGAUGGUCCAUGGCUGAUAUCUGUCAAAGGUAAUGAUGUUGGAAAUGUUGCUGGUCUGUUUGCAGUAGUUACUCUUGAUGGUACUCCUUAUACCACCACAGCCUCUCCAACCAACAAAUUCCGUAUGAGUCCAUAUACUCCAGCAGCUGGAUGGGAUACUAGCUUGAGUUUUGAUGACAAGAGCUGGUAUACUCAAACAUAUGAUUCGUGCACUGAUUAUAACAAUCAAUGGACUGCGCUUCUACCUAAUCUGGACGCGCAAACCAAAGGACAAGUUGCUCGCUCAAUGUGGUAUCCUGACUGCAAAAAUACCGGUACCGUUGCUAUCCCUAAGCCCAUGUACUUCCGUCUUACUGUUAGUGGACCUAAGUCACCUGCCAUUCCUGCCAACCCCAAUCCUGUUCCCACGCACUCUCUUGCCAUUACCAUGGCUGUUGAUGACUUUUACACUCUUAGACUCGAUGGUCAAACAGUCUCAGUUCCAUACACGCCAUCUGGCUGGCAAAGCGUCAAGACCUACACCAAGACUGUUGUCGGUGAUGGUCCAUGGCUGAUAUCUGUCAAAGGCAAUGAUGUUGGAAAUGUUGCUGGUCUGUUUGCAGUGGUUACUCUUGAUGGUGUACCAUACUCGACAACCGCUACCGCGACCAACAAAUUCCGUAUGACACCAAACACUCCAGCAGCUGGAUGGGAUACUGACGCUUACUUUUCUGAUGCAAGUUGGUAUACUCAGACCUAUGAUUCGUGCACUCAGUAUGCCAAUCAAUGGACUGCUCUUUUGCCUGGUCUUGAUACUGCUACCAAACCUCAAGUUGCUCGCUCAAUGUGGUAUCCUGACUGCAAAAAUACCGGUACUGUUGCCAACCCUAAGCCCAUGUACUUCCGUCUUGUGGUUGCCGGUCCUGGAUCGUCUUAUAUUCCUGCUAGUCCAAAUCCCGUCUCCACACAUACUCUGUCCAUCACCAUUGCUGUUGAUGACAACUACGUCCUGAAUCUUGAUGGUCAACAGCACUCUAUUGCAUAUUCUGAUAACAGUUGGCGACAGGUUAACACUUACACCAAGACUGUUGUCGGUGACGGUCCAUGGCUGAUAUCCGUUCAUGCCUAUGAUUCUGGAACCAUUGCCGGAUUCUUUUCUUCUGUGUUUGUUGAUGGUGUGCCAUACUCGACGACCGCUACUGCGACCAACAAGUUCCGCAUGACACCCAAUACUCCAGCCGCUGGAUGGGAUUCUAGCUUGAGUUUUGAUGACAAGAGCUGGUACACACAAACAGUUGACGUUUGCACCAAUUAUGCCAAUCUCUGGGCUGCACUUCUACCCAACCUGGACGCGCAGACUAAAGGACAAGUUGCUCGUCCUAUGUGGUAUCCUAACUGCUAUAACACCGGUACUGUUGCUUCACCAAAGUCCAUGUACUUCCGACUUUUGGCCGUUAGCUCCAAGGCUUCUCCUAUUCCUGCUAAUCCUAACCCGUCAUCAACCCCUGCAUACCAAGCUCCUGGAUACACACCAACUCGUGUUGUUUACACUCCCCCAGUAUACAAAGCUCCUAGCCCCCCAGUAUACAAAGCUCCAGCUUAUCCGGCAUACCAAGCCCCUUCCUAUUAUUCAAGCUAUGAUAAGCGCGAUCAUGUUGCUUCCAACUCUAAACAUCCUCGAUAUGGUAAAUCCCAGAACAGUGGAAAUUAGAAUGAUUUGGUAAUAUUAUGAUAUAUCAGGUUUUAUUUCCAAGUUCAGUAACUUUUUCAAUCAUUUUUGAUUGGGAUUGGAAAGUGACGGUUUCAAAAUAUUGACCAAAAUAAAAACAAGUUUCAAGGUUUUCCCUUAAAGC
Molecule: messenger RNA, 1962 nt
Organism: Batrachochytrium dendrobatidis JAM81
Lineage: Eukaryota; Fungi; Chytridiomycota; Chytridiomycetes; Rhizophydiales
Exons: 3
Coding region: 21-1820 (599 amino acids)
Source: RefSeq, a predicted model, not a curated record